Dicrocoelium dendriticum is the source of this 2508-nucleotide messenger RNA. The record is from the annotation of a GenBank genome assembly. NCBI's taxonomy places the organism in Eukaryota, Metazoa, Platyhelminthes, Trematoda, Plagiorchiida, Dicrocoeliidae.
AUGUCAGGACAAUUUUCUCGUGAUGGAGGUGGCACUGUAUUAGAACCAAUGGUUAUCGAUGUUGCUGAGGCUAAUGCAUUGCGGACCGAUCUAUACACCGCCCUCCCCCCCAUUCCCGCACCCCCGACACACCGCCACCUGAAAUACCGAGUCUUGCCACCCCCCCCCCCCGCCAUACCACGCCCUCCUCAUUCCCGCCCCUCCGCCCGCCCACCCCUAUCCCCGCCCACCGACUACCAUCCGCCCCACCCACCCUCCCCCCCCUCCCGCCAAUCCCGACCGCCACCACGACACACCUUUAUCCCCCCCCACCCGCCCGACCCGCCAGACGACCGAAUUCAACACCCCCCCGCCCCCGAACACUACCCUUCCCCUCACCACCGACCCCCAAUCCCCCCCCCCCCAACCUCCCACCUCCACGCCCGCCCGCACUCCCCCAUCCUCUUCGGUACCCGCCCGACCCCCACACCCGACCACAAUCCUCCGGACCCGUACCCGACCCCCUCUAGACACCCCCCACCCCCCCUUCGGCCCCGACCCCUCCCGUUCCGACCACCCGAAGACUCCGCUUCCACCCGGAAGCCCUGCCACACCGACCCCCGAUCCGCACCCGAAUUCCCCCGAACAGCCCGGACCGACCCUCGAGACCCCCCCCAAAUCCCACCACCCGCCCCGCGCACACCGGACACGUUGGCCGACUCUGCUACCCCGCCCCUCCACCCGAUCCCCCCCCGAAUCACCCCUGCCCCGCACCCCGCCCGACCCCCGCCCCCCCGUUCCCCCCCCCCUCACAACCCCUCCCGCCCCCCAGACCGACUCUGUCCCGAAGUUCCGACCCCCGCCGACCCGUACCCCCUCCCACCCGCCCCGCCCCCCUCUACGAAUCCGAUCGCCGCCCGCUCGAUGCCACCUCCCACGCCCUCUCCCCGAUACGACGCCCGAUACCGCCCUCCCCAACCCUAUCGCCCCCCGACACCCACCUUCCACCAUCCUCGCCCCGACCCCGAUCUCACUCCACCCCCGCCACCCGCCGACCCCCGUCCCUCACCCCCACCCGAGCCCGCCCCCGACCCCCCAGCGGACCCGCCGCCGACUCCUCCCCCCCGUUCCCUGCCCACCCGAACCACACCCCCACCGAGCCCGCCCGCGACCCUCCCCCACCCACCCGAGGCCGACACCCCCCCCCCCUCCCCCGACCUAGCCCCGACAAGUCCGACCGCCCAUCCCCCUUCCCCCAGGUCCCCCACCCCGGUAUACCUCCCGACUCCUUAUCCCCCCUCCUUUCCGACCUCCCUCCCCGAACACACGUCAACCGACCCCCCCCGAACCCAGGCCCCACCACUCCCCGAAUCCUCGACGCCCCCCAGCCCCUCCUCUCCGCCGACCGAUUCCCCGCUCCUACACCCCCCAUCCCCCCCCCUGAACCCCCCCCGAUGCAGCCGUCCCUCCCGACCACACAACCAACCGACCCUACCCCCCGCCCUCCCCCCCCGCCCACCUCCCGCUCUUCACCGAUUCCCCCCACGAAGAACUUCCCGUCCCCCGCCCUCCGACCCUCCCCGACUGCUCCAUCCGCCCCCCCGCCCGCCCCACAGCUCAACGCACCUUCCGAACUCUCCCGCGAACGAAUUAACGGACCAAUUCCGGCCUCCCCCGACGCCCCGACCCCCCGCGCCGAGCCGCCCACCAACCCUCGAUCACACCCCUCCGGCCCCACAACCAACACCCGCCCUCCACAGCCAUCCCUCCAUGCCGACCACCGCCGCGCCUCUCUUCCCACGACCGCCACCCGCCGAUCCCUGCUUCACCUACCCACCCCCCGCCCUCCACCGCGGACCAGGCCGUCCUUACCCCGACGACCCUGAAUUCCCCGUGUCGCACCGAAUCACCCCACCCCUCCGCACGAGGCCCCCCGACACACUCUACCGUCCUGCCGUAGCCCGACCGACUGCGUCCCCGCCCCGUCACAGACCGAAUCCACGUAUCUCCUGCCCUCCUCCACCCGUCACCAGCAUCCCCGUUCCCCCCGUUCCGCCCCGGCCCCGUGCCCCGACCCACCCCCCAUCCACCGUACCACACGACGAUCGCCUCCCGACCCGCCCGCCCCGUUCUAUACCCUAUGCACACCCCGACCGAUCCCCACUCCCCCGGCCCCCUCCGGACCCCCGACCACCCCUAACCGUACUCAGCACAAUUUCUCCUCCAUCCCCUUCCCGAACCGUCCCCACGCUAUACCAUCCCGAAACCCGACCCCCCGACCCCCAACCGCAGCGCCGACCCCCGCCCCCCUUUCCCCCCGCCGGCCACCCCCCGCACCGAAUCCCGAACAGGCCGACCGACCCGACCGUCUCCCUCCCCGAAAUCACUCCUUCCGCCCCGUACCGAACACCCCCGACCAUCACCCCCACGCAAGGCCCGCCCGCCCCACCACCCCUGCUAGAAACUCCACCCACACCCCGCCCGUCCCAUCACGACCUCCGCCCGACCCCACGCGCCACACUCCGCUAA